AUGUCGAUAAUAACUAGCAACAUAAUAUAUGACUUGGUGGGGUUAGUUAUUGUUAUUACUGCUCUUACUAUAGUUAUACUUUACUACAAACGGGCGUUCAACUAUUGGAAAAACAGGAAUGUUCCUUAUUUGGAAGCGACAAUUCCGUGGGGAACUCUUGCUGCUCCACAUAGAAGAAUUGUGUCGCUUGGCGAGGAAAUCACCAAUAUUUACAAAGAAGCUAAAAUUAAAGGAUGGAAACACUUCGGAUUUUAUAUUUUAGGUUCCCCCAUAUUCAUGACCACUGACUUAGAUACCAUAAAAUGUAUAUUAACUAAAGAUUUUAGUCACUUUGUUGAUCGAGGAAUCAACGUAAAUGAAAAGGCUGAACCUAUAACUGCUCAUUUAUUUGCGAUUGGCGGUAAGAAAUGGAGAAACUUGCGAACUAAAUUUACACCAACGUUCACUUCAGGGAAAAUGAGGAACAUGUUUCAAACCCUAACAGACUGCGGCGUUAAACUGGAGCAAUAUAUUUUAAAAGAAGUAUCGUACCAUGAACCUUUUGAUAUUAAAAAUAUACUUGGAAAUUUUUCUACAGAUAUCAUUGGAUCAUGUGCAUUUGGAUUAGAAUGCAACAGUUUUAAAGACCCAAAUAACCCAUUUCGUUUGAUGGGUAAUCGAAUUUUUAAUAGAACGAAAUUGGAAAACUUAAAAUUUACAAUAACUAUGAAUUUUCCUAGUUUGGCGCGGUUACUUAGAUUUAAACAGUUGGACCCUACUCUUACGGAAUUUUUCACUAAAGUAGUAGUCGAUAGUGUGAAAUAUCGAGAAAAAAAUAAUGUCCAGAGACAAGAUUUUCUACAAUUAUUAAUAGAUAUGAAGAAUAAUAAGGAUGGAAGUGAACAACCAGGUGACGGAAAUACCUUGACAAUAGACGAAAUGGUUGCUCAAUGUUUUGUAUUUUUCAUAGCUGGUUUUGAAACCAGUUCGACUACUAUGACUUUUGUUUUAUAUGAACUCAGCAAACAUCCAAAGAUCCAAGAAAAAGUUAGAGAAGAAAUAGUUUGUAUUUUAAAAAAACAUAACGGAGCUGUAACUUAUGAUUCUUUAAGCGAAAUGAAAUAUCUACGACAAGUUAUUGAUGAAACUCUUAGAAAAUAUCCAGCAUUACCAUUUAUUACUCGAAAAUGUGUAGAAGAUUAUGUGGUUCCAGGAACAAAUGUAAAAAUUGAGAAGAGUGUGCGUGUAUUUAUUCCAAUUAGAGGUAUCCAUUAUGAUCAAGACUAUUACGAAAACCCAGAAGUAUUUGAUCCAGAACGAUUUACGGAUGAAAAUAAACAGAACAGAAACUCUUACGCUUUUAUUCCGUUCGGUGAAGGACCCAGAAUUUGUAUAGGAAUGAGAUUUGGAAUAAUGCAAUCUAAAGUUGGUUUGGUAAGCAUUCUGAAAAAUUUCAAGGUUACUUUGAACAAAAAAACGAAAGAGCCCUUGGUGUUCUCAACUAAUAGCAUUAUACCUCAAGUGAAAGGAGGCGUUUGGUUGAAUCUGGAGAAGAUUUAA
Messenger RNA from Psylliodes chrysocephalus, 1539 nucleotides. NCBI's taxonomy places the organism in Eukaryota, Metazoa, Arthropoda, Insecta, Coleoptera, Chrysomelidae. The record is from the annotation of a GenBank genome assembly.